Xenopus laevis (African clawed frog) is the source of this 1845-nucleotide messenger RNA. RefSeq names its product Sp5 transcription factor-like L homeolog (gene sp5l.L). Gene Ontology annotation, cellular component: nucleus. The transcript has 2 exons. The coding region runs from base 32 to 1192 and encodes 386 amino acids. Lineage: Eukaryota; Metazoa; Chordata; Amphibia; Anura; Pipidae. The record is from RefSeq and is a predicted model, not a curated record. Gene Ontology annotation, molecular function: RNA polymerase II cis-regulatory region sequence-specific DNA binding; DNA-binding transcription factor activity, RNA polymerase II-specific. Gene Ontology annotation, biological process: regulation of transcription by RNA polymerase II.
UUCUCCACCCAGCCUACCUGCCCCCCGGCAAAUGCCCCUAAUUUUUUACUCACCCUCGUGGCAGAUUCAGGCCUCGGAGUUCACGGCAGCCAUCUUCUUCUCCUUCGGUAAUCUUUGUGUAUUGACGGCCUUUUCGGAAAAUUUCCGAAAAAGACUGAAAAACAAGAUGACUCCCGUGAAUUCCCAUGGCCAGAAUCUGCACGGAGGGGACAGAACUCCUAGUUCUUCUCCAGACGGAGGACCCCUGACAUCUUUGGCCCUGUUUCAAUCAACCUGUGGUCCUGUUCUUACAGCCAGACCCAUUUCCCGGGAGUAUACACAGUCCGCAUACGAUCCUGUUGCUCCAACUUCAGGAAUGUUUCAGUUAUGGAGCAAUGACAUUCCUGUCAACUCGGGGAUCGCUUCCCAUGCUGUGACAUUCGGUGUCCCUAAAGUGCAGUAUCCUGGCCACAUGCAAACUGUUGCCUCUCAUGAGCUCCCAUUAACCCCUCCAGCGGAUCCUACUGCUUAUUCAUUUGAUUUGUCUCCCGUCAAAGUAUUGACUCCACAAAUGCAGAGCAAUGCUGCCUACCAUUUCCAAGACCCAAGUGCAGUGACUCAAGACUUCUCAAGCUUUAUGCAAGGUUCAACCACUUUGACCCAAAGACACUUGAGUUCAACACACAUUGAUGACCAGACAUGGUGGAGCCUGCAGCAGACAAGUCCAAACAAUUUCCCCUCCUUUCAUCUAGCAAACCCAUUGGUUGUUGGGUCACAGCCCCAGUUUGCAGCACUUCUACAGAGCUCCUCCAAAACACUCCUAAACUCAACACGUCGCUGCCGGAGGUGUAAGUGCCCAAACUGCCAAGCAUCUCCAGGCAACGAGGAACCAGGCAAAAAGAAGCUCCAUAUCUGUCAUCUUCCAGGCUGUGGCAAAGUGUAUGGAAAGACUUCCCAUUUAAAGGCCCACUUACGUUGGCAUGCAGGUGAGAGGCCGUUCAUCUGCAACUGGAUGUUAUGUGGGAAGAGUUUCACCAGAUCUGAUGAACUGCAGAGGCACCUUAGGACUCAUACUGGUGAGAAACGCUUUGGUUGCCAGGAGUGUGGCAAGAGGUUUAUGAGAAGUGACCACCUUUCCAAACAUACCAAAACCCACCAGAACAAAAAGAUGAAGUGUGCAGACUCUCCCCUGGAAAAUAUUAAAAAGGAGUAAAAAACCCAAGCAAACUUAAAAUUGCACAUUUUACUCAACAAAAGACUCAGCCUAUGAAUGUUUAAACAUUAGGGACCCUGAACCUGUUGUAUAUAGAAAGGUCCUUAGGUGUCACUCAUGGUGCAAAAUGUUUCCUAAGUUUGUCUCCAUCCCCCAAAAAAGCCAAACGUGAUACAUUUAAAAAGGGACAUGCCUUGGGGUAUUUAUAGACAUUUCGAAAUUGGAAUAUGCCGAGCUUUUCUAAUAUAAAACCUUGCUUGUUUCAAAUGAGUGUGUGUUGUAUAUAAGGGAGUAUUUGUGGGAAUCUUGGUGAUACUGCAUCCCUGUUGUGGUAUCGCUCACCAGUCACUGGAGUCAAUAUUUAUUCAUUUCCUUUGGGAUUAAAUGCUUUUAUAGGACAUCUAUUUAUUGGAUGAGAGGUACCCAACCUGUCAGGGGGGAUUCUGGGAGCUGUAGGGCAGCAGGUUUGCGCAUGUCUCCUUUGGAUAUAAAGCUGCUACUGAUUGUGAGUGUGUGUAUAUACUGCUUUGUUUAUCUAAAUAAAAAUACUUGACUUCUUAUUCAUUCCAUUCAUGCAAUUGUGUUUCAGUUGUUCCUACCAUCAUUUCAACACAUUGUAAGAAAAUAAAAGGAAUUUAAUGAUCCUUUGUAAA